Messenger RNA from Strigops habroptila (Kakapo), 4104 nucleotides. RefSeq names its product F-box and leucine rich repeat protein 16 (gene FBXL16). Gene Ontology annotation, cellular component: SCF ubiquitin ligase complex. The record is from RefSeq and is a predicted model, not a curated record. The coding region runs from base 1392 to 2894 and encodes 500 amino acids. Gene Ontology annotation, biological process: SCF-dependent proteasomal ubiquitin-dependent protein catabolic process. Gene Ontology annotation, molecular function: protein binding. Lineage: Eukaryota; Metazoa; Chordata; Aves; Psittaciformes; Psittacidae. The transcript is spliced from 6 exons.
UCAUGUCCCCGCAGUCACCAGUGGGCACUUUUAUCUGCAUUGGUCACCCAUUAGGCAGGGAGUGAGUGACUUUGAGUGUGUGUGUAUGUGCCCAGUCUCCUCCCCCAAGGUACCUCCCGGCUGCCAGUGCGAAACCCGACCUGCCUUAUAAAUAAUGGAGGCAGGAGCCAGGCGCCGGAUCCAGGCAGCUCCAUCAGCCUCCCCAGGGGCAGGGGAAAGGGCUAAAUGUGGCAGCUAACCGGUCCCCUCCAGUCUGGGGAGCAGUGGUGAAGCUGGGCCUCGGCCUGGGGGUGCUGGGUGGGUGCUGAGCUGGGGGAGAAUGGGGGGACAGCAAUGGGGCAUCCCCCAGCUGCGGGUCCUGCUGCCAGCCGUGGCCUGGUCAGCUGAAGCCCCCCCAUUCCCUGCGUGCCCGCAGCACCCCGGGGUGCUGGAGCUGCAGCGACCGUCCCCGCUGUGCCCCGGGGGCUGCCAGCAGGGCCGGAGCCGGCCGCCGGGGCGAGGGGUCUGCACCAGGAUCUCCGGCUGCCAGCGCCCUGCUGGGGAGAGAGCCAGAGCAAGCAUCCGUCUGUCCAUCCAGCCUGCUAGCCACCCCUCCAUCCCUCCAGCCACCCCUCCGCUCGGACCUCCAUCUCUCCUUCCACCCCUCAUCCCUCCAUUCAUCCCUCCAUUCCUCCAUUGCUCCAUCCACCCUUCCAGCAGACCUUCCUCCCUUCAUCCCUUCAUCCCUCCUCCAUCCUUCCAUUUCUCCGUUGCUCCUCCAUCACUUAUCACUUUCCCAUCUAUCCAUUCUUCCCUCCAUCCUCCCAUCCCUUCAUCCCAGCCUCCAUCCAUCCAUCCCUCCCUCCAUCCCCCCCAUCAUCCCACCCCUGUAUUCCCACCCCCACCCUCUCCCCCUGCCUGCACACCCCGCUGCCAGCCCAGCCCUGCCUGCACCCCCCCGCAUCUCUCCCCCGGCGGCCGUGUCCCGCACCCUCACCUCGCCGCUCCUGGUGCCGGUGCCAUCCCACCUCGAUCCAUUACCGCUCCCGACGACCGUGUCUCUUUAACAGCCUCCGCUGCUGACACGCGUGUGCGUGUGUGAAUCGCGCGUGUGCGUGUGCAGCUCCGGCUCCCCGGGCUGGCGGGCAGGAGGGACCCCCCUUCUCCAUCCCCCCCGGAUCCGGAUCCGGCCCCAUCCCACUCCCACCCCCCUCCCCGCUUAUUUUUCCUGUUGUUCAGCGGGGCUGGGGCGGGGGCCGGGCAGGAUCCGGCCCCUUUUCCAGCGGGGAUUUGGAGGGGGGGAAUUUUUCCAGGUUUUCUUCCCGGUAUUUUUUUUCCUGCUACCGAAAGAGGACGGGCACAAGGCAUGGCAUGAGCUGCGGGAGACGGUGCUGGAGAGAGACCUGUGGAAGAUGUCGAACCCGAGAAACGGUGACACCAAGCCCCCAUGUUUGCCCCGCAAUGGACUGGUGAAGAUCCCCACGCAACCCAACGGCCUCGGCUCCGCCAGCAUCACCAAAGGCACCCCCGCUGUCAAAAACCGCCUGUGCCAGCCUUCCUCUGUGCCUGCCAUCCUCAGCCCGGCCUUAGCGCACCGCAGCGACCUGCCCAUCCCCAGCCUGGCCUCCCCGCUCUCUUUGGCCACUCUGGCCGGCGUCUCCUCCCCUCCCGGUGCUUCCUUGGUGGGACUGAACACAAGCGAAGGCUCGGAGCAGCCCUCUCCAGAGCGGCUGCCCGGCUCGCUCUCGGAGAGGCAGCUGGCAGUGGACGAGAAGAUCCUCAACCGCUUGUUCUGGUACUUUUCGGCGUGCGAGAAGUGCGUGCUGGCUCAGGUGUGCAAGGCAUGGCGGCGGGUGCUCUACCAGCCCAAGUUCUGGGUGGGCUUGACACCCGUCCUGCACACCAAAGAGCUCUACAACGUCCUGCCUGGUGGCGAGAAGGAGUUUGUCAGCCUGCAGGGCUUCGCUGUCCGCGGCUUCGAUGGCUUCUGCCUCGUGGGUGUCUCUGACCUGGACAUUUGUGAGUUCAUUGACAACUACCCCCUCUCCAAGAAGGGGGUCAAGUCCAUGAGCCUUAAGAGGUCAACCAUCACGGACGCAGGGUUGGAGGUGAUGCUGGAGCAGAUGCAAGGUGUGGUGCGGCUGGAGCUGUCGGGCUGCAACGACUUCACAGAGGCCGGGCUGUGGUCCAGCCUCAACGCCCGCAUCACGGCGCUGAGUGUCAGCGACUGCAUCAACGUGGCCGACGACGCCAUCGCCGCCAUCUCGCAGCUCCUGCCCAACCUCACUGAGCUCAACCUGCAAGCCUACCACGUCACCGACACGGCGCUCGCCUACUUCACCGCCAAGCAAGGCUACACCACCCACACCCUGCGCCUCAACUCCUGCUGGGAGAUCACCAACCACGGCGUGGUCAACAUGGUCCACAGCCUGCCCAACCUGAGCGUCCUCAGCCUCUCGGGCUGCUCCAAGGUGACAGAUGAUGGCGUGGAGCUGGUGGCCGAGAACCUGCGGAAGCUGCGCAGCCUCGACCUCUCCUGGUGCCCUCGUAUCACUGACAUGGCCCUGGAGUACAUCGCCUGCGACCUGCACAAGCUAGAGGAGCUGGUGCUCGACAGGUGCGUGCGGAUCACCGACACCGGCCUCAGCUACCUGUCCACCAUGUCGUCCCUGCGGAGCCUCUACCUGCGCUGGUGCUGCCAGGUGCAGGAUUUUGGCCUGAAGCAUCUCCUGAGCAUGGGCAGCCUGCGCCUCCUCUCGCUGGCUGGCUGCCCCUUGCUGACCACCACGGGGCUGUCGGGGCUGGUGCAGCUGCAGGAUCUGGAGGAGCUGGAGCUCACCAACUGCCCUGGCGCCACCCCAGAGCUCUUCAAGUACUUCUCCCAGCACCUCCCGUGCUGCAUGGUGAUCGAGUAGUGCUGGCCCCGGCCGCCCCGCUCCCGCUGCUGCCCCGUCUGACAUCACCCACCCCCUUUUCUUUCCAUCUGUUUGGGGAUGCAAAAGACACUGUCAAAUACAACAGACCCUGGACACCCCCCGCAUCGACACCCCGAGGGACACAGGGCUCUGGGGGGACAUGGGGACAGCGUCACCCCUCGCCAGAGCCUCCCCAGGCAACCUGUAAAUUCCCCCCACACUGCUGACAUCGCCCGUCCUCCACCCAGUGUCCUGCCAAUUCCUUCUGGACAGACGAAUGGAUAUCAUGGAAACCCAAAGUGGGAAGACAACGGUGGGGUGACCCCCCCUGGCCGCAUCCUGCUCCCCCUCUGCCCCAGCACCAAGCGGGCGCAUGGCCCUGCCACCAAGGAUGCUCCUGGGGACCAAAGGAUGCUCCCAGGGAUGGGCGAGAGGAGGAUGCUUAUUUUUGGCACCCACGGGUGGUGGUGGAGGCUGGAUGGGUCCCCUCGCAUUCCCAGAGCGGGUCACCGAGCCACCCCCCCCUCGUGCUGCGUGUCCCCCCGAGCCCCCGGCCCUGCACUUGGGGUGCCCGGCGCUUUCUCCUGGUAAAUAGGAUGUUUCUCUGCGCGCGCCCGCUGCCCUCGCAUGCUCGCUUGCUUCAGUCUUGUGCUACAGCAGGCUCUGGGGUACCCGGGGGGACGGUGACAAGUGACAGCCCCCUCUUGGCUCCUCCAUAUGGCUUCAACGCGGCCAGAUCCCGCCUCUGGGCUCUCCCGGUCCCUCCUCGCCUUGGGGACCCCGCUGCACCCCGGUUUGUGUGGGGUUGGUGGGGUGACAUCGACGCUGAGGAGUGACCCAUCCGGCUGGGAUGGCACAUCCAGGGGACCGGCGCCAGCUCUGAGCCACCGCGGGGCCACCGGCAGCACGGAGUGAAGGUGGGAGGUGGCACUUGGGACACGCUGCCAGCGCCAGCACUCCUCCAGCUGGAAAGCCAUCGCCCGACGCCGGCGGCAAGCGGAGGGACAGGGGAUGAGCCCAGCACGGGCACGGGGCUGGGGUGACCACGGGGACCUGGCGCGGGACGGGGCUCUGUGGCCGUCCCCGCUGCCGCACCGGCUGCCUACAUGGCCCCGGGGCACCGGCAUGGACGCGGACACGGGCACGGGCACGGACACGCUUUCGGUUUGUUUUGCCUUUGUACCGGCCGGGAAGGAACUGCUGCACCAAC